Molecule: messenger RNA, 1284 nt
Organism: Boleophthalmus pectinirostris (great blue-spotted mudskipper)
Lineage: Eukaryota; Metazoa; Chordata; Actinopteri; Gobiiformes; Gobiidae
Gene: mrpl24
Product: mitochondrial ribosomal protein L24
Exons: 6
Coding region: 144-794 (216 amino acids)
Biological process (GO): translation
Cellular component (GO): ribosome; mitochondrion
Molecular function (GO): RNA binding; structural constituent of ribosome
Source: RefSeq, a predicted model, not a curated record
GUGACAUUGGCAUCACGAGAGGACAGGUAGUGCAUGUACUGUUUUCAACAUUUUACCUUAUUUUAAGUCGAAUUAACUUUAAAUUCAGUCUAUAUGAAUGGAGUUUAAGACUAUAAAGCCUGACAUUACACGGCAUUGGCACAAUGAGGCUGACCACGUUGUUGGCGAUGGCUAUGAGGGUGGUGGUGCCCAAAGACUAUCGUUACGGCACAAACAGACCGUGGACUCAGGCGGCAAAGAGACUGAAUCCCCCUGGUAAGAAACGGAGGAAGGUGUUUGUGGAGCCCAUAGCCCCAGAAGACUGGAGUGUGUUCAGAGGAGACAGGGUUGAAAUUCUCACAGGAAAAGACAAAGGAAAACAAGGAAAAGUCAUCCAAGUUUUCAGACACAGAAACUGGGUUAUGUUGGAGGGGCUCAAUACACAUUACAGAUAUGUUGGAAAAACCCCAGAUUAUCGAGGGACCUACAUCGCCACAGAAGCUCCUCUCUUGGUCCGAGAUGUGGCCCUUAUUGACCCCUCUGACAGGAAACCCGCAGAAGUAGAGUGGAGGUUCACGGAGGAGGGAGAGAAGGUGCGUGUCUCUCUCAGAACAGGUCGAAUCAUCCCCAAACCUGUGGUGGAGAGAAGAGAUGGCAUCGUCCCACAACAAUGGAAAGAUGGUCCCAAGGACACCAGUCCUGACGAUGCUCUUGCAAAGACUUAUGUACCCUCACUGAAGACUUUGGAGGAGGAGGUGAUGGAAAAGAUGGGCAUUGUGGAGAACAGGAGGCACAAGAGGUCUUAUUGGUAUUAACCUGUAUAAAGGUGCACUGCAUAACUUUUCUGGUGGAAGGUCCACCACCUGCUUGUCUCCAUGGAUGUGUUGUUGCUUUGUGUUGAAAGUUCCACAGUAUGGCAUUAAGCAUGUCUACCAGGCAAAGUUACAGGUCUGGGGAGAGGCAACCCCACUCAUAGUAAGAAUACAUGUUUUUCAGUGCAUUUUUGAGCACAAACACCGUAUUUGUAUAAAUGCUAGAACAUAAGUCCAAAAGCAUACUGUGGAACAUUAAAGGCAAAGUUAUAGAAUCGGCAUGGAAACGAGCACAUGGCAGACCCUCUACCAAAAAAGUUACACAGAGCACCUUUAUUUACCAACAAAUUAUUGUCCAGAUUACUUUUAUUGGACAAAGAAAAUAUAUCACCAGAUUGUCCAAUAGACACAUAUUCACUGUAAAAUUCAAUAAUGUUCUUUUGAGUUUUCAUAUGUUUGUUUGUUGUAUAAAUAAAUGUGACCGUUAAGUUAU